AAAAGUGGGACAGACAGUGAGAGAGAGCUGGGGAAGAGAGAGAGAGACAGACAGACAGAAGGAGUGAGAGAAAUCGUGAGAGAGUGGGGAAGAUAACUCUUGGGGUACAGACACAGAUCUAUGUCGAUAAAGUGACAGGCCCAGGCAGACGGUCAGACACGGAGACUGAGACUAACCAACUCUUGAACACAGCUGAGAACAGCGAAGACAGGGAAAUGGAGCAGCAGUGAGAGGAAGCUUCACUGAUAUGAAAUAGAACAAGAAAGAGGCAGAGACACGUUGACAGGAAGAGCAAGACACCUGGGGUAGAAAGAACAGGGCAGGGGACAGUGAGACAGUUCAGAGCAUCUGGAUAAGAGGGGAAGAUUGUACGGAAGACAGGGUGGGUGAAAUUGAAGAGGAAUCGACUGUGUUUUUUACCUGCUGAGGGUGCUGCUCAUCAGCUAAUCUGCCACGAGUCUGACGGCAAAGUGUUUUAAUUCCCCUCAGGGCAUUAAUCUAAGGAGGGAUUGUUUUGAGCCACGUCGUGUGUCCCUCGUGGCUGAGGGACAGUGAGUCCCUGCUGGUUCACAGCAGAUACCCGCUGGGCGCUAGCCCUCUGGCAGUGUGUCGCAGGUGAGGCAGGAGACAGGCACGGAGCCCAACAGUGUGCAGGCGGACAUGGUGUGAGGUAGGGCCGAGAAACAGUCAUGGAGAAAGUCAGCUUGAAAGGGAAUGAGGAACAACUCCCCAUCCAGAUAUUUCCAGAUCCACUGGAGAGCGCCGAGGAGUAUUCCAAGGGUAUUAAAGGACGGCUGCCUUCCAUUGUCAUUGAGCCAACUGAUAACAGCGAGGUAGAGAGCGGUGAGCUGCGUUGGCCACCAGAGGAUUUUGAAGAUGGGGGCAACAACUUCGAGCCAGUCAGCGAGGCAGACAGUCCCCUCGGUACUUAUCCAGAUCCCAGUGAGGCCUUGCCACAAGGGGAAAUGGGAGAGAAAGGGAAAGCAGCUGUGCCGAACAGCCCUGACGGAGCUGUGGUUGUGAGCAGCCCCCACGACAGCCAGGAGGUGUCUGAUGGCAACUGAAUCCACCAAGCUGGAGACACAUUCCACCUUUCAGGCGAUGAACUGAUCUCUCAGGAGGGCAAUGGUUCUAGAGUUGAUACUGAAAGACUGGUAUCAUCUUCAAUCCUCUCUCCACCACUCACCCCCUGCUCCACCCUGCCGUUCCAACUGAUGUCUCUCCUUUCCCCAACUCGCAUGGCCCUGGGUUCAAGCUCACCUCAUCCAGGCCGGCUCUGGGAUGCACAGAACUGGUGAUAGAGAAGCAAAGGUCAAGAUAACUGGAUUGUACAAAGAUCGUGGUAUAAUCUGAAGAAGGACAAUGAUUUCUGUAAAUGGGUUUGGGGUUUGUACAGUCCCGAGGAGGAUAUGCAAAAUUUUAGACCGUGCCAACCCUUUGGACGAGUUUCCCAAUCAGUCCCAGCUCCCCAUUUUUUCCCACAUCCUUCACUCAAUUGUUUAUUUAAAUUGCCGAUGAAAGUUCCCAUUAAAUCCGCUGUGUCCAAGCCAUGGGAAGACAGGGAUACUUUAUCCUGCCUUAUCCACUCCUGUUCAGAACCCCCUUUGUCACCUACACUCCACAUUGGGAGUGCAGCCAUUACCUCUCUUUCAGAUCUCUGUGUCUCCAGUUGCUCUGCCUGGUGGAGGAGAUAACUAGUCCUUGAAGGUUUUAGUGAUAGACGGAAAGAUUUAAGACUAGAAGCCAUCUGUUAGUGCAUCAUUAUGCAAAGUGUCGUCAGCUGCCAUUCUUUUAGUUUGCCUUGCUCUUUGAGGGAAAUUGUCCAACAAUAUUUGACAUGGUUUCUGAUUUGCCAUGCCUGCAGACCAGGUUGUCAGCUAGGUUCUAGUCUUGCCAGUUAUGCCAGGCGUGGUCCUUCCCCUGGCUAGAAGCUGUACCACUUCUUUAGCGUUCUCAAUACUUACUUUAUGCUGCAUCAAAUUCAGAUCACCCAUCAUUUCAUUUUCCUUUACACUGUGUACCUGACAAGCAACUAUAAGCAACCUUGUGUAUUGAAUCUUGGAGCCCAUAGACCCCACCUGGCAGCAGCUGUGAAGUGGUAGAAGCUGUAAAUUUAGAAAUUAGCUAAAGGUACUUUUAACCUGAAUAUAAAUUGGGAUUGGUGUAUCAAUAUUACAGGAUCAUAGAUAUCUGCAACAUUUGACCUAUCGAGCUGACGUUUCCCAGCUUCUCUUCCAUAAGCCCUGCAGGUUACGGCUCUUCAAGAAUCCAUCUCCUUACUUUUAACGAUGAGUGUGACUGCUUCCAGCCCCUUUACAGGCAGUGAGUUCCGCCCUCACCCCACCACUCAGCAUUUGUUAUCUCACAGCCUGUGACGCGUGAACUAAUCAACUUAAAUUUAAGCGUCCUAGUUAUUGACCCCUCUGCUUAAGAAAAUAAAGUACAUCUCCGCUGA
Messenger RNA from Hypanus sabinus (Atlantic stingray), 2455 nucleotides. Its product is annotated as protein LBH-like. The record is from RefSeq and is a predicted model, not a curated record. The transcript has 4 exons. NCBI's taxonomy places the organism in Eukaryota, Metazoa, Chordata, Chondrichthyes, Myliobatiformes, Dasyatidae. Gene Ontology annotation, cellular component: nucleus. Gene Ontology annotation, biological process: positive regulation of DNA-templated transcription. Bases 690 to 1064 code for a protein of 124 amino acids.